CGUUUGCAAUUAAUGUUGAUUGAUAGUGAAGAUGCAUGUUGCCUUAAAUGUUGACUAAAAUCGAAUUUGCCUCUCGUCUUAUCACACGAUAUCUGCACUUCCCAUGUCGCCCUGUCACAAUUACACUAAUGGGCCCGCUUUGCCACGCACUACCAGGUUGCCGCUCCACACGACGUGCCAUCUGCAACGAUCAUGACAGCAGUCUCAAAAAAAGACUUCCACCUGCACGACGUCGUUGCAUCGAUGGCUAUGAAGAAGCGCUACAUGAAGCGCCUAGUGCGCAAAGUGAUAUUCUGGCUGCUGUCGAUCGCCGCCAUCUCGCUGGUCACGACGCUGAUUGUGGAGAAGCGUAUGGGUCCCGGCACUGGCAGGGACUCGGAGGAGAAUCUAGAUCCCAAUGGGGAUCCAAUCACACCCGUCUUCCGUGCAGCCGACCUUCAACCCUCGCGUCGGGCAGCUCGUCCACCCUUCCAGGAUCGUAGCCUGGCCAGAGAACAACCACGAGAUAAGAAACCACAGCCCACAGGCUUCCGCCUGCCCUAUGUGGAGGGAGAGCGAAGGGACUGGCACGAAUAUGCCGCUAUGGAAGCGGACAAGUUGAGAUCGGGUCUCGGGGAGCAUGGUCUGCCCGCGGAGAUCGAGAAUCCCGAUGAAAAAGAGAUGGAACAGGAGAUGUACAGGAAGAAUGGGUUCAAUGGCCUGCUCUCUGAUAGGAUUUCCGUCAAUCGAUCCGUGCCGGAUGUGCGAUUGGAGCAAUGCAAGACCCGCAAAUACCUGUCGAAGCUCCCGAAUAUCAGUGUGGUGUUUAUCUUUUACAACGAGCACUUCAGUGCCCUGUUGCGAUCCAUCUAUAGCGUCAUAAAUCGUACUCCAGCGGAGCUACUGAAGCAAAUUAUCCUUGUGGAUGAUGGCAGUGACUGGGACACGCUGAAGCAGCAGCUGGAUGACUAUGUCUCCCUGCACUUUCCCCAUCUGGUUACGAUAGUAAGGAAUGUGGAGCGAAAGGGUCUGAUUGGAGCACGCAUCGAAGGUGCCAAAGUGGCCACUGGAGAGGUGAUGGUUUUCUUCGACUCCCACAUUGAGGUGAAUUACAACUGGCUUCCUCCAUUGAUCGAACCAAUAGCCAUUAAUCCCAAGAUCUCUACAUGUCCCAUUGUGGACAUUAUCGAUCACAGCAACUUUGCAUAUAAUGGUGGCUAUCAGGAGGGAUCCCGCGGUGGCUUCGAUUGGCGUUUCUUUUACAAGCAGCUGCCCGUGCUGCCCGAGGACAGUGUAGACAAGUCACAGCCAUAUCGCGAUCCCGUAAUGAUGGGUGGCCUGUUUGCCAUUAGAACCGAUUUCUUCUGGGAUCUGGGUGGCUACGAUGAUGAGCUGGAUAUCUGGGGCGGGGAGCAGUACGAGCUGAGCUUCAAGAUCUGGAUGUGCGGUGGCAUGUUGCUGGAUGUGCCCUGCUCCCGAGUGGCGCACAUAUUCCGUGGUCCCAUGGACCCAAGACCAAAUCCAAGGGACUACAAUUUUGUGGGGAGGAACCACAAACGAGUGGCAGAGGUCUGGAUGGAUGAGUACAAGGAAUAUGUCUACACCCGCGAUCCACAGACCUAUGACAACAUCGAUGCUGGCGAUCUCACUCGUCAGCGGGCCAUACGCGAGAGACUUCAGUGUAAAUCCUUUGACUGGUACAUGAAGGAGGUGGCUCCGGACUUCCUCAAGAAGUUCCCGCCCGUGGAGCCGCCCAACUACGCCUCGGGGGCCAUUCAAAACGUGGCCUUUUCUUCGCACUGCAUCGACACCAUGAACAUGGGCGCCCACAAUGCCGUGGGGCUGUACAGCUGUGCGGAGAAUCGCACCCAUCCCCAGUUCAAUCAGUUUUGGGUGCUCACACCCGAUCGCGAGCUGCGCCACAAUGGGGCUUCCAACUGUCUGGAUGUGCAGGACCAGCAUGCGAAUGCCACUGUCUGGAUGUGGAGCUGCCACAACCAGGGAGGAAAUCAGUUCUGGUACUAUGAUCGCACGCACAAAUGGCUGGUGCAUGCCCCAAAUGGACGCCGCUGCAUGGAGGGUAUUCUGGAGGAGGGCAAGGCUGCGGUGUACACCAACGAGUGCGAUCCCGAGAACGAUCGUCAGAAAUGGGAGAUCGGCUAUGUCAACAGCGAACUGCUGGACAAGUUCUUUGAGGGAGUAUAAGGCCCAUACCAGACCCAUCCCCCAAGACUUUCAGCCAUUGGCAGAGCCACAUACAGAUGUGUCCUACGCAUACGUAUUUAUAUGCAACGAUCGCUUACAAGUUCGUGGAACUCGUGCAUGAGGAGCCUAGCCUAGUUCAUUGAUCGUUGCGAAGGUUUCCUCCUCCAGUCUGUUAAAUAAAUUCCAUUUUUACAUUA
Messenger RNA from Drosophila obscura, 2381 nucleotides. Its product is annotated as N-acetylgalactosaminyltransferase 4-like. The record is from RefSeq and is a predicted model, not a curated record. Gene Ontology annotation, cellular component: Golgi apparatus. The transcript is spliced from 4 exons. Bases 193 to 2184 code for a protein of 663 amino acids. NCBI's taxonomy places the organism in Eukaryota, Metazoa, Arthropoda, Insecta, Diptera, Drosophilidae.